UAUGCAUUAACGCAAGGUUUCUCUGUUCUUUCUCCCUACUCUCCUUCUCCUUGCUUCUUCUUCCUCCUCUUUGUCGUCUUCUUCUUCUUCUUCUUCUUCUUCUUCUUCCUCCUCCUCUUCAAUUUCACGCAAUACUGUUAUUUUUCCUUACCGUUCUUUACUGCCCACCUCGCUUCUGCCUCUAACUCUGGUUGAGUUUCUAAACAAGCUAGUACUCAUGAAGAGGAUAGUUUUUCUGCUUUUGUUUGUAACAGUAACAAGCUCUGUUGAGAACAGUAGAAAUUUCAGGACUAAAGAAGAAAAUGAUCUGGGAUAUUGCAAAGGCACCAAACCUUUGGAACCCAGGCCUCACAGUGUGUCCAUUUUAGAAUUUGGGGCAGUUGCUGAUGGAAAAACUUUGAACACAAUUGCCUUCCAAAAUGCCAUUUUCUACCUCAAGUCCUUUGCUGAUAAAGGAGGUGCUCAGCUCUAUGUCCCAGCCGGCAGGUGGCUUACCGGAAGUUUUAACCUUACCAGUCACCUUACCCUCUUUCUUGAAAGAGGUGCCACAAUUCUUGCAUCUCAGGAUUUGGCUCACUGGGGAGUAGCUGAUGCUCUCCCAUCUUACGGCAAAGGAAUUGAAGGGCAUGCUGGGAGAUACCGUAGCUUAAUUAAUGGAGAAAAUUUGACUAAUGUGGUUAUAACAGGUGAUAAUGGGACUGUUGAUGGCCAGGGAUCUGUUUGGUGGGAGAUGUUCAAUUCUCAUGCCUUGAACUACAGCCGGCCACAUCUUGUGGAAUUCAUUAGUUCCAAAGAUGUCAUUGUUUCGAAUUUAACCUUCCUGAAUCCUCCAGCUUGGGGGAUUCACCCUGUAUAUUGCAGUAACGUGCAAGUUCAGAACAUAACAGCUAAUGCUUAUUCUGAAUCUCCUUAUACUAGUGGUGUAGUCCCAGAUUCUUCAGAGAAUAUCUGCAUUGAGAAUAGCAACAUUAGUAUGGGACAUGAUGCAAUAGCAUUGAAGAGCGGUUGGGAUGAGUAUGGAAUUGCCUACGGCAAACCUACCACGAACAUUCACAUCCGGGUAGUUCACCUUCAGUCCUCUUCGGGCUCUGGCCUAGCAAUUGGCAGUGAGAUGUCCGGAGGCAUCUCAAACGUACUCGCAGAGCACCUUUACGUGUACAACUCCCUUUCUGGUAUCAAACUAAAGACAACAGCAGGCAGAGGAGGUUACAUAAAAGACAUCCUUAUAUCAGAUACAGAAAUUGAUAAUGUUCAGCUGGCAAUUGGUGCUGUAGGUGACUGUGGCCGCCACCCGGAUGACAAAUAUGAUUCUACUGCAAUACCAGCUGUUAAAAACAUCGGAUUUAAGAACGUGGUUGGCAGAAAUGUAGGUUUUGCUGGGAAUUUCACAGGAAUUUAUCAAUGGCCUUUCACAUCAAUUUGUCUGUCAAAUGUUACCUUCUCCAUUACUUCAAAAUCUUAUGCCUCAUGGUUCUGUUCUUAUGUUAUUGGUUCCUCUGAGAGGGUAUCCCCUGAACCAUGCUUUAAUAUGCAGAGUUCAUUUGUAAUGCUUCCUUUUGUUUCUCUAUCUUGCAUCCCAGUAGUGGUGGUACUGCAAUUUUGUGAGAUCAGAUUUCAAAAUUGACAUUCAUUUCUUCCACUGCAUGUAUAUAAAGAGACUACGAGCACCCUUCAUUAUACUUCUGACUCGGAAAGAAUAGUUUUCAAUAA
This is a messenger RNA of Carica papaya (papaya), 1710 nucleotides long. Its product is annotated as putative polygalacturonase. Gene Ontology annotation, biological process: carbohydrate metabolic process. NCBI's taxonomy places the organism in Eukaryota, Viridiplantae, Streptophyta, Magnoliopsida, Brassicales, Caricaceae. The record is from RefSeq and is a predicted model, not a curated record. Gene Ontology annotation, molecular function: polygalacturonase activity.